AUGGGAAAGAUUAAGAUUGCCAGUAGUGGAAGUAGAGUCCUCUUUUUCCUUGCUCUUUUGGCCUCCCCUUUGUUGGCUUUCUCCGCAAACAGGAAGCUUUCAGCUGGUAAUGGCGGCAUUGAGGAGCAGAAGUGGCUCCAUCAUGGUCUGGGUGGUGGUUUAGGACAUGGUGGAGGUGCUGGCGGGGGACUUGGUAGUAGCGGUGGGCUCGGAGGCGGUGCUGGUGGUGGAUUUGGUGGUGGCGGUGGUGCUGGCGGGGGACUUGGCGGUGGAGGUGGGCAAGGCGGUGGUUUUGGUGGUGGCGGUGGCGCGGGAGGGGGUGACUAUUCUUGA
This is a messenger RNA of Phalaenopsis equestris, 333 nucleotides long. Its product is annotated as glycine-rich protein 5-like. NCBI's taxonomy places the organism in Eukaryota, Viridiplantae, Streptophyta, Magnoliopsida, Asparagales, Orchidaceae. The record is from RefSeq and is a predicted model, not a curated record. The transcript has 2 exons. The coding region runs from base 1 to 333 and encodes 110 amino acids.